Dicrocoelium dendriticum is the source of this 1285-nucleotide messenger RNA. NCBI's taxonomy places the organism in Eukaryota, Metazoa, Platyhelminthes, Trematoda, Plagiorchiida, Dicrocoeliidae. The record is from the annotation of a GenBank genome assembly.
CUGUGAAAUACCUAGUCUUUGAAAAAUGGAGAAGUCUACAGCAGUCGCAUACCACCUGUUUCUCGCUCGCAGUGAGUAACCUGUCAGAUUGACACGUGCUGUUCUGGGUGGACAUGAACGCUCUGCAUUUGAUUUAACCUUAACCAUUGAUUGUUUGGUUUGUGUUUUCGGGGUUUUUCGCCAUGUCAAGGCAUUGGUUACGAUGCGCAAUUCUCGAUCACAUCCGAACCACUAGUAGUUGGCUAGUCCGUGGUUUAGUGUAUCUAUGUAGAUUUAGUUGUGUGCGUUUCUCAAUUCAUGAUUACUUCCUCAUUUUGUUCACAGAAUGUAGCGUUCAAAGAGCAGCCAAGGCCAUUUACAAGCAAGUGAUUCACGAUUACGGGGACACGCUUCGGGUGCUCGUACCUUCUGUGUUGUACACAAUACAGAAUACUUUAUUAUAUGUUGCCAUCUCAAACCUCAAUGCAGUCACAUAUCAAAUUCUGUAUCAGUUCAAGAUUUUCACCACUGCUAUUUUCAUGGUCAUACUUCUUGGGCGGAAACUUUCGGCUGCCAAGUGGAUCGCGUUAGUGAUGCUCUGUCUCGGCAUUGUUCUCUCGCAGCUUAAUCCUGAAACUGUGAGCAGUUCUCCACCAUCAAAUCGCACCGCUUCAUCCCCUUUCGCUGGGCUUUGCGCCAUCGUUUUCGCAACGGUCAGUAGUGGUUUCGCUGGAGUGUACUUCGAGAAAAUACUCAAAGGCACUGCACCUUCAAUCUGGAUGAGGAAUAUUCAACUCGCUGCGUUUGGAAUCGUUGUCGGGCUUAUUGGUGUCUACGCCUCUGAUCGAGAAGCCGUGCUUAAUAACGGAUUUUUUCAAGGCUACACUCCUCUCGUGUGGCUUAUCAUAGUUUUGCAAACGUGCAGCGGACUCUGCGUGGCUUUCGUAAUGAAAUAUGCGGACAAUAUACUCAAAGGAUUCGCUACCGGACUGUCUAUGCUCCUAUCGAGCGCUAUUUCCUACUUUGUCCUUGGCGAUUUCCAGCCUACGGUAUGCACCUUCGUUGGAGCUACCCUGGUGAUUGCAGCCACAAUGUUAUACGGUCGCGAACCGAAACAGAAACCUCAGUCAGUCAAUGCGAUCUAACACUGCGUGGAGGCCCAUCCAAUUCCCUUUUUGUCAGCUCUGCUGUGAUAUGCUCUGGUUGAACAAACGGCAACUAUGCCACCGUUUCAGGGCGACUAAUUAGGUAUCGGUGUUGGUAAUAAUGGAUGCUGAUUUAUGCAACAAAAUGUUUAUCUGAAUUA